Molecule: messenger RNA, 477 nt
Organism: Talaromyces atroroseus
Lineage: Eukaryota; Fungi; Ascomycota; Eurotiomycetes; Eurotiales; Trichocomaceae
Exons: 2
Coding region: 1-477 (158 amino acids)
Source: RefSeq, a predicted model, not a curated record
AUGCCGACUCUAUAUCCCACGUGGCCAUUCAUCCUCUUUGCAGUCGUGGAGCCUAUCUCCAUGGUUGCUGGCACCCUCGCACCCAUUAUUGACACAAACAACUUCAUCGCCGGCCAGUUCUCUCUCGCCCAUCCCCCCGCACUGCCUCACCAUCCCAGUGUUCUGGCUCUGAACUACCAGCUAGCCAACAUCUACGGGCUUGUCGGUCUUCUCGGCGUUGGCAUUGUCUAUGGAACUUCUGAGCCACAUGUGCUGCGCAACGCCGUCUUAGCAUUGGCGAUUGCAGACCUUGGUCAUCUGUACGCGACGUACGCUGCGAUGGGGCCCGAGUUGUACUUUGAUGUCGCAUCCUGGUCACCAGUAGCCUGGGGUAAUAUUGGAUUCACGGCAUUCCUGUUUCUGAAUCGGGUCGCCUAUAUGUUAGGCUUGUUUGGGUCCAAGAGUGCCAAAGCUUCGAAAUCGAAAAAGGGAAACUAA